Striga asiatica is the source of this 2399-nucleotide messenger RNA. Lineage: Eukaryota; Viridiplantae; Streptophyta; Magnoliopsida; Lamiales; Orobanchaceae. The record is from the annotation of a GenBank genome assembly.
GAUAAAUUUUUGAGCUAUGGCAUACAAUUUUUUGCUUUCGAGACUUAUCCCAUUUUUCCAUAUUUUCAUUCUAGUCCUAACCCUACCAUUAUUCACAAACGGGUCUCAGGCGCCACUAUUCGCCUGCGACCCGGCCCAGCCCACAACCAAAACCUUCGGGUUUUGCAAUACUUCCAUCCAUAUAAGGGACCGAGUUCGGGAUUUAAUCGGGAUAUUGAGUUUGCAAGAAAAAAUAAAGUUGCUUGUCAAUAAUGCGGCGCCUGUGGAGAGAUUGGGGAUAAAGGACUACGAGUGGUGGUCAGAGGCCCUGCACGGGAUUUCCAAUGUGGGCCCCGGCGUUAAAUUUAACGGCGAGAUUAGCCACGCCACUAGCUUCCCUCAAGUAAUUACCACAGCUGCUACUUUCAACGUUACCCUAUGGAUGCUGAUUGGCCAGGCGGUAUCUACGGAAGGCAGGGCAAUGUACAACCAUGGUAAGGCCGGGCUGACUUAUUGGAGCCCGAAUGUGAAUAUUUUUCGGGACCCACGGUGGGGCCGAGGCCAAGAGACCCCUGGUGAGGACCCAUAUGUGGCCGCCAAAUACGCUGCCAGCUAUGUGAGAGGACUGCAGGGCAACCCCAAAAAUGGGUUGAAAGUAACCAAACAGGAUUUAGAGGAAACAUACAAUGUUCCUUUCAAGGCUUGUGUGUCUGAAGGCAAAGUUGCAAGCAUAAUGUGCUCCUACAAUCAGGUCAACGGCAAACCCACCUGUUUGGACUUGAAUUGUGGGUCUUUCCUUGCGGACCACACAGAAGCCGCAGUAAGAGAGGGAAAACUAAAUGAGAGCCAUGUGAACGUGGCAUUGGCCCAUUUACUUACCAUUCAAAUGCGUUUGGGUAUGUUUGAUGGCCCAUACCAGCGAUAUGGUUAUUUGGGCCCAAAACAUGUGUGCACAAAGGAUCAUAAAAAGUUGGCACUUGAAGCAGCCCAACAAGGCAUUGUUUUGCUGAAAAAUGAUAAUCAACUUUUACCACUAUCCGCUGGCAGGCUUCGAUCUGUUACCGUUAUUGGGCCUAAUUCAAAUGCCACGGAAACCAUGAUAGGCAACUAUGCUGGAAUUCCAUGUGACUACAUUAAUCCCUUACAAGGAAUAUCAGAUUAUGUUGAUAAGAAGACCAUAAUUUUUCAUGAAAUGGGAUGCACUGACGUCACUUGCACCAUGAACAAAGAAUUUGAUCGAGCUGAGGAGGCUGCUCGAAAGGCUGAUGUCACAAUCCUAUUUAUGGGCCUCAGCCAAGUCAUCGAACGUGAAGGAUUGGAUAGAAUUGGGCUGUUACUACCGGGCCGCCAACAGGAGCUUGUAUCAAGAGCGGCUGGUGCUUCUAAAAAGCCCGUAAUACUUGUCAUAAUGUCUGGUGGCCCAUUUGAUAUCUCGUUUGCCCAAAACAACUCCAAAAUUGGAGCCAUUUUGUGGGCUGGGUAUCCAGGAGGGAAGUUGCCCAUGACAUGGUAUCCUCAAGACUAUGUAGACAAAGUGGUAAUGAGUGAUAUGAAUAUGCACCCUGAUCCGAAAAGACACUAUCCUGGCCGAACUCACAGAUUUUACAAUGGCCCAAUUGUAUUCCCAUUUGGAUAUGGGCUAACUUUCACUAACUUCAAACGCACUAUAGCCCACGGCCCAACAAAAAUUUCCAUCCCUAUAAUAACAAGUAAGAAAGCUAUAAACAAAACCGCCCUAUCAAGUAAAGCUAUUAGGGUUUCUAGGAUAAAAUGUGACGCUUUAUCUUUAGAAUUGGAAGUUGACGUAGAGAAUCAAGGGCAAAUGAAUGGGCAUGACACGAUAAUGAUCUUUGCCUCUACAAAUGGGAUUGUGAAAAAUCUAGUAGCAUUUGAGAAAGUUCAAGUGCUUAAAGGAAGAACAAGGCGCGUUAGACUCAAAAUUGAUGCAUGCAAGCAUUUGAGUGUCGUGGAUCGAUUUGGAAUCCGAAGAAUCCCAUUGGUCGAACACAUUCUUUACAUUGGUGAGAAGAUUAAACACGUCAUUACGAUCCAAAAUGCGGUUGAGGUGGUCAAGCCAUAAUAAACAUAUAAAGCUCGGCACAAUAAAUAUUAUUUUGUAUGAGUUUGUGCCUACGGAUGAAAAUGGUGGUUGGAUCAUAGACCUGAUGGUCUUUCAAGCUAAGGGACGUGCAGUUUACUGGUUGCAUGCAUCAUAAUAUUGAGGAUAAAACCAGUUUUUUGGUCCUUUAUCUUAUAUGACUUCCAUUAAUUUUGGAUUUAGUCAAAUUGUCCAUUUUUUAUCCAUUAUCUGGAAUUUUUUUUUUAGAAUUUUGGUCCUCUUACCAACUUCAACUGGAUAUUUCACCGGGAUGUUGACGGGACAUAUUAAAAAAUUACCAGUUUCGUCACUUAUCUGAUAC